UCCCUUCGCUUUACUGAUUCCAAACACCAGCCCUCAUCUCCUCCAGUCUCGACUCAGCUUAAUCGGUGCUUCAGGCAGAAGAAACACUUCAUCGUGGGGUAUGGAUCUAAAUGUUGACGAAGUAAUCUCGCGCAUUUCACAAUAUACAGGUCGAAGGGAAAUCAGUCGAUGGAGAGCAUUGGCGGAGGCGUGUCCAUCACUAGCUCUUUUGGCCUACGAACGAGCGCUUCAAGAGAUUGUUCGUUCGACAUGGGACAUCCCACAAUACAAGGUCGUCUUGAAUGCUUACAAUAAGCAUGCCACGGCUAACAAUGCACCUCUUCUCUCGUCGGAUGAAACAUGGCUGCAAGAAACUCAAGCUGAGAUAAGCAGGACGUUCAACAAACUGGAGAUGGAACUUAAAAACUACACAUCCAGCUUGAUCAAGGAAAGCAUCAGGAUCAGCCAUCAAGAUCUAGCUGCACAUCACCGAAAGACAGGUGACACGAACAAUGCCCUGCGAUCGCUUACCAAGGCCAGGGAAUACUGCACGUCCUCGACACAGGUGGCAGAAUUGUCUUUUGCCAUCCUUGAUCUCGCCAUGGAUUCACACAACCACAAAUUGGCGGAAAGUUACAUCAACAAAGCUGAGGGUGCUCUUGAUGCGGCGGCAAGUAAAGAUAACAAGCAGGAUGCUGCAGCUAGGGCCAAAAUCCCUGGCACCCCCGGUUUGUCAUAUCUAGGACAAGGUUGCUACGCCAAGGCAGCUUCAGUUUUCCUCAAAGUUAGCCGCGAGGCUGGACAAUACCCUGACAUGGAUGCGGUAAUAGAUUUAGCUAUCUAUACGGGUUUAUGCGCUUUGGCCACAUUCACUCGCCAAGAAUUGAAGGAGCGAGUGAUUGAAAAUACCGAGUUGCGCGCCCUUCUCGAAAACGAACCCCGAUUGAAACGUGUUCUCGUCCUGUUUUGGGAAAACAAACACAAAGAAGUGCUAAAAUUUUUGGAUGAUUGGCAUCCGACUUAUCGAGUGGAUAUCUAUUUAUCCAAUCACAUUCAUACCAUCAUCAAAUUAAUUCAAGAUCGUGCAAUUCUUCAAUACUUCUCCCCUUUCUCGUCGGUAUCUAUUUUCAAAGCCGCAGAGGCAUUCGGAUGUUCUCCCGAUAAACUUUUGGAACGGGUCACCGAAUCUAUCAGUCAAAAAACCCUUCACGCAAAAAUUGACUUGCCGAAUGGUCUUAUACUUGCCCAUGAGGACGAACUUCGAGCAGAUUUGUUCCGGAACGCGAUCGAAUCAGCUGAGCAACUCGAGUAUGAGAGUAAAGCAGCCUUGUUGAGAUUGAUGUUGAUACAAGCUGAUGUGGUGGUGAAAGAUUUACACAAUCCAGACUCCAUACGUGGCGGCAAGUCAAUGAUGACCUCAGGAAUGAAAUGAUAAUUUUCAUUGAUUGUAAGACUUGUAUCUCAUCCUGAGAUCUCACCUAUUUACCAUUAUCAAAUUUUAUUGUACAAUCAAUUGCUCAGGCUUGAUCUCAUACAUGUAGACGCAACCAAAGUUUUAUGGCCAUCUAGAAUUACUCGUGACUUACUCUUGCUGUAAUCUAUGUACUACAUAGGUC
This is a messenger RNA of Melampsora larici-populina 98AG31, 1595 nucleotides long. RefSeq lists its product as uncharacterized. The coding region runs from base 101 to 1411 and encodes 436 amino acids. The transcript has 6 exons. The record is from RefSeq and is a predicted model, not a curated record. Gene Ontology annotation, cellular component: COP9 signalosome. Lineage: Eukaryota; Fungi; Basidiomycota; Pucciniomycetes; Pucciniales; Melampsoraceae.